AUUCCAUCCCGCCCGCCUACAUCAUGACGAAAUCCAUCAGCAAGGUCAUCUAUAAGCCUGACUCUCAGUCAACGGACGAGUACUGCCUACUCGUGCACACCGACGAAUACAAGAAGUGGAAAGCUGGUGACAGCUCUAUCCCACUGGCAGACGUAGUGGACUCCUAUCAGGCGUUCCACUCUGGCCAGGGUCCACAAGGAAUUCUUGGCAAACCGUCCAAUCAGCAACUGGACACCAUCUUCGGCACAUCGAAAGACGUCGAUGUUGCCCAAAUCAUUCUUGAGAAGGGAAGGCACCAACUGACGGAGGGUCUGCAGAGUUCGACGUUCAGCUCCACAAACGUCACACGAGGAGUUGCAGCGCUCAAAGGGCUUGGUGGUGUAUAGGUGUGGGACACUGGAUGGUAGAAUACGAAGUCACCAAAUCAAGCAAAUGUUUAUGUAUCAGCAAAUCACAGAUUACUAGCAUUAUCAUUUUUAUCUGCAUCUGGUUGGGUCUAUAGCGAACUCUUGUGAAUCCCUUUAUACCUCGAGUAAAUGACAUUACUGAAAAGUCUUAGUUAUAUCCACCAACCUCAUUCACUUUGGCCCCUGUUCUAUGAUGUCUAUAUAGUAUGUAUUGUAUGUAAAAGUAUACCACAUGCACAUGCAAUCGUCGACAAUCGUAACAAUACAACAAACUUUCAUUUAGGUCUUGCCCUUGGGCGCUGUUUUGCUGAACAGUUUCGCUUUCUCGAUAGCGGCAUUACCUAGACAGGUUUUAGGUUAAUUCCAAUACCAUCCUAGAAUUGGUACGUACUUUGUCGAACCAAAUUCUUCUUAUAAUCGACGAUGCUGAUGUCGUCCUUCGUCAGGUUCCUGAUGGUCUUAU
Molecule: messenger RNA, 870 nt
Organism: Guyanagaster necrorhizus
Lineage: Eukaryota; Fungi; Basidiomycota; Agaricomycetes; Agaricales; Physalacriaceae
Product: DUF1960-domain-containing protein
Exons: 4
Coding region: 24-386 (120 amino acids)
Source: RefSeq, a predicted model, not a curated record